AUGUUAUCUAUCUAUCUAUCCGUUCAUGUUUUAGUCAACCAGGGCAAUUAUUGGCGAAACAUUCAUUCCACCCAAGAUCCCCCUACUGUCUCUCCACCCCUCUAUCUCUCCCUCUCUCUCUCUACCCCCUUUAUCUCUCUCCCUUCUCUCUCCACCCCCUUUCUCUCUCUUUCUUUCUUUCUCUCUCUCUGGAAGUUUCUGUCACUUUCUAUCUCUCUGUCUUUUUCACCUUGUACAUCUUCUUCCUUUCUCCUUCUUCUUCUUCUUCUUCUUCUUAUUAUUAUUAUUAUUAUUAUUGAUGUUGUUGUUGUUAUUUUCACUUUUACAUCUGCCAUUCUUUUUUUUCUUCUUCGUCCGCUUUUUCUUCUUAUUCUACUUCUACGAUUCCUACUUUUUGGCGCUUUUAUGUUUAUUUCUACUACUACUACUACUACUACUAUUUCCUUUUAUUCUAUUUCUUCUCAUCAUUAUUAUUGUUAUUAUUAUUUCACCUUCUUCUGCCUUUCUUCUUCUCCCUCUUUUUCUUUUUUUUCUUCUUUUCGCCCGUCUUUAUUCUUCUUUCACUACAAUUACUACUUUUUAGGUUCUUCUCUUUUUACCUCUUGUUCUUCUUGUUCUAUUUCUUCUUCUUCUUCUCUUUCUAUUACUACUACUACUAAUUCUUCUUCUUCUUCUUCUUCUUCUUCUUCUUCUUCUUCUUCUUCUUCUUCUUCUUUCGAUCAUUUUUUCACUCUCAUGCACCUAUAUGAUGUUCAUAUUUAUCUAUCAAUCUAUCUCAGUAUUUUCAUAUCUAUCUAUCUCUCUAUCUAUCUACCUACCUACCUAUCCAUCUAUCUAUCUCAGUAUUUACAUAUCUAUCUAUCUCAGUAUUUUCAUAUCUAUCUAUCUAUCUAUCUAUCUAUCUAUCUAUCUAUUUUCACCCAUCGCUCUAUAUAUCUAUCUAGCAAGCUAUCACACUCUCCUGUUAAUAUCUAUCUAUCUAUCUAUCUAUCUAUCUAUCUAUCUAUCUAUCUAUCUAUCUAUCUAUCUAUCACAACAAGUUCAUUAUCUAUCUCAAUCCGAACAUAG
Molecule: messenger RNA, 1068 nt
Organism: Acanthosepion pharaonis
Lineage: Eukaryota; Metazoa; Mollusca; Cephalopoda; Sepiida; Sepiidae
Source: the annotation of a GenBank genome assembly